GUCACGGUAACACUCCUACGUUAGUUUCGAAAAAAACAAAACAGGGGCUACCUUCUCCCCAACGCACCCGCACCACGUUCGUUUUCCACAAUGACUAUCAAGGCAGUCUUUGUCGACAUGGAUGGCACCCUCUUCGACAAAAGGCACCGUAUAAGCCCCCGUUCCGUUGAGGCGAUUCGUGCACUCAAGGCGAAAGGUGCGUUUUUUAUCGUCGCCACCGGCCGACCGUUUCCUGACGUUUUCGGCACCCUCGGCAACGCGAACCUUCACCCCGACUUCAUCGUCACCAGCAACGGUUCUCGCGUGCACGACGCGCAGCACGAAACGGUCUUCCAGUGCGAUUUGGACGCAGAAGCGGUGUGCCGCAUCUUUCAGCUGUCCCCGCACCUUACGGCGGAGGGCGUGGUGGACCCCGCUGCCCCAAAGCGGCAAAUUUACUACAACGUCAACUGCAAAGAUCGCUGGUUGACAAACGAGUGCCUCUCCUCCGUGCGAGCGGCGUUCCACCCGUCGUACUUGUACGAGCAGGUGGACCCCAUGGCGUUCACGCCAGCGUCGCUGCAAGGCACCCAUGGCAUAUGGGUCAGCGGAGCGCAUGAGGAUCUGAACUGCGUGAGGAAGUUUAUCGAGCGCGAGUUUGACGGUGUCGUUUCGUGCACUUUUGCGCUGCCGCACAUCUUGGACAUCUUCCCCGCCGGGAUGAACAAGGGAGUGGCGCUGGCGCGUGUGUGUGAGAAGCUGAGUGUUUCGCCCAGCGAGGCGAUCGCCUUUGGGGACGGCAUGAACGACCUGCAGAUGCUGCGGGCCGCCGGCCACGGUUUCGUAAUGGCGAACGCGGCACCGAUGGUGAAGGAGGCGGCGACGGGCUUGCCUGUAAUUGACUCCAAUGAUAAUGAUGGCGUCGCGAAGAAAAUUGAGGAGCUCCUUGCUGCCGGAGCCUUUCAGUAG
Leptomonas pyrrhocoris is the source of this 948-nucleotide messenger RNA. Its product is annotated as Haloacid dehalogenase-like hydrolase putativehaloacid dehalogenase-like hydrolase-like protein. Gene Ontology annotation, molecular function: hydrolase activity. The coding region runs from base 91 to 948 and encodes 285 amino acids. The transcript has a single exon. The record is from RefSeq and is a predicted model, not a curated record. Lineage: Eukaryota; Euglenozoa; Kinetoplastea; Trypanosomatida; Trypanosomatidae.